AUUUGUGUAGACAGCCAAACACAGAUACAGAGUGAAAGGAAACCAAAAAAAAAAGAAAGAAAAAAUGAGUGAGAAAGGAAAGGAGAUAGUAGUAUUUGAGAAGGAAAUACAAAAAGAAAAAAUGAGAGAGAAAGGGAAGGGGAUAGAGGGGGAUGAGAGGGAGAUGGUGGAUCACUGGAGCCACGAGCAUCCACUUAGUUUGGUGGAUGCUCGUGGAGGAGAAUACUGUUACGGCUGUGAAGUGCGGUUUGGCAGUGGAGAGAGAGCUUAUGGAUGCAGCAUGGAGGGAUGCGAGUAUGAAAAGCUGUUACACGAAGAAUGUGCAGCGAUGGCGAGAGAGAUACGGCAUCCAUUGCACCAGUACCCUCAGGCUCAGCACAUCCUCAUCCAACAACACCAGCCUAAAUAUGCCAUAUGUUACAUCUGUAGACAGAGAAUUCGGUCCAUUCUCUACAGUUGUAGCUUCCGUGGUUAUGGUGAUGAGCAAAUGGCCAACAUCGAUAUCAUACAGCAUCAUCCAAGUCAUCCCGACCAUGAGUUGAAGUUGUUGCAGAGAAGGUCCACCUUUGAGUGCAAUGCUUGCGGCACCAUACACAGCGGGAGUUGGUACGUGUGCACCACAGAUGGCUGUGGAUAUCGGAUCCACCAGAGAUGUGCUUCCUUGCCUCAAAUUAUCAAAAGGGAAUACCAUCCUCACUCUCUUUCUCUCUCUUAUCAUCUCCCACAAGAAUAUACGAAUAUUAGUAUCAGACUUGUGUACAAAAUAUUUAGGUGUUAUAUAUGCCAGAUGAGUAUUCUACCCGAGUGUUGGAUAUAUUAUUGCCAAAUCUGCAGAUAUAUUGUCCACAUCACGUGUGCCUUCAAUGAGCCACUAUGCUGGUUCAAGAUGCACCUGAGAUGCGCACAAGGGGGCGGCGUGAUUGAUGAUGAGGAUCAAAGGUGCAGCGCCAUUCAUCAUCCAAGCCAUCCCUGCCAUGAAUUGAAGUUGUUGAGGAGAAGGUGUUCCUUCAAGUGCGAUGCUUGCUGCACCACACGCAAAGAGAGUUCCUCCUACACAUGCACCAAUGAUGAUUGCCAGUAUUGGAUCCAUGAAAAAUGUGCUUCAUUGCCUCAAAGCUUCAAAAGGGAAGACCACCAUCACUCUCUCUCUUUAUCAUUUGAAGUCCCUUUUGAAUAUCUCAUAUUCAACUACAAAUGUGACGUGUGCAACACAUAUUUGCUACCCAGCUAUUGGAUAUAUCAUUGCCAAAUUUGCAGAUUUAUUGUCCACGUCAAAUGCGCCUUCAACAAGCCGCCUCCUCGCAUCAAUCUUAAUAUUGGGAGAGACAUAAUCCGUCUGCCUGCAAAUGAGGUGGCUGAGGAGCUAAUUACACCUUUUGUGAUGAGAGAAAAAGGAGGAGGAGCAUUCAUGCCUAAUGAUGACGGGGAUGAGUUGGUGAAGCUAAAAUACUAUAAGUUCAUUCAUCACCAACAUCAACUCACUUUACUCUCAUCUGGCGAUCCAAGCCAAGAAGAAGAAGACGAAGAAGACGUGGAGAAUUAUGGAGUGAGAUCAGAAUUGAUAUGUGAUGGGUGCAUCACUCCUAUAUCUUCAUCAAGUAGUAAAUGUUACUACUACAUGAGCUGCAGUGAAUGCAAAUACAAUCUUCACGUGGCAUGCUUUCACUUGCCACCUAACGUCCAAUGUCUUCCAAUCCACGACCAGGAACACCCGCUAGUCCUCCAAUCUUUGGACAAACACCAACCUUGGGAGAUCCAAUAUUGCAGUGCCUGUGGGUAUCCUAUGAAUGGGUUGUUUUACAGUUGUAGAGAGUGCGAGUUCAAAGUAGAUAUCAAGUGCGCUUGUAUGCCGGAUACCAUACUUCACGCAGCUCACCCGCAACAUCUCCUCAAGUGCGUGGCUAAGGAUGACCUACGCAAAGAUAUCAACUCAUCACGCUUGUCAUGUGCUGCUGGUUGUAACUGCUACAACGUGAUCGAUUUCGAUUGUUACAGGUGUUGCAGCAGCAGCUCAUGCGAUUUCAUUGUGCACUUUUUCUGCAGUGUGCUGCCUGCGUCGGUCAGCAGUCGUAGAUGGGACGAGCGCCACCCACUGCUGCUGACGUACGACGCCACUCUCAAUCGUCCUGGCGAUUUCUACUGCGACCAAUGCGAAGAACAAAUGAAUCCCAGGAGUUGGAUGUAUCACUGCCGCAGCUGCGAUAUAUCCUUCCAUCCGCAUUGCUUUCCAACUACGUCCGGCGUGUAUAGAAGCAUCAAGUUGGGGCAGGAAUAUGAUGUAAUUAAUGCAGAAACCCAUCUACACCGUCUCACCUAUCAACUUCUCACCACAAAACGCCGCUGCGACAUUUGUCAUCAUGAUACAUAUGAAAGGGAUGGAUUUUACUGUGCAUUAUGCAACUUCUUCAUUUGUCUCUACGACUGCGGUGAAAAAAUGAUCGAAAAUGGUGACAUGAAGGCCGUUGAUUGAUUGAGAGAAAAUCAUCUGUUUCAGAUAAUUCGUUUAGUACUAUGUCUAGAGACUAGAAUGAUGAUGCUAUACCUUAGCUUGCUGUAUGUGUGUGUGUGUGUGUGUGUUUAGUUCUCCUCAUUUCCAUCCCCCCAAAAAAACCCAUUGUGAUUGAGGUUGUUGGAAGUGGUUUUGAACUGGUUUUUUUUUUCAAAGAUAAAAAUGUGAUUUUACUCAGAAUUGUAGUAGCA
Molecule: messenger RNA, 2700 nt
Organism: Salvia hispanica
Lineage: Eukaryota; Viridiplantae; Streptophyta; Magnoliopsida; Lamiales; Lamiaceae
Source: RefSeq, a predicted model, not a curated record